Messenger RNA from Capsella rubella, 1785 nucleotides. RefSeq lists its product as uncharacterized. Bases 1 to 1785 code for a protein of 594 amino acids. Lineage: Eukaryota; Viridiplantae; Streptophyta; Magnoliopsida; Brassicales; Brassicaceae. Gene Ontology annotation, molecular function: zinc ion binding. The transcript is spliced from 5 exons. The record is from RefSeq and is a predicted model, not a curated record.
AUGGAUCAUCCGGUUCCAGUGAUUGUUGUGUCUGGUAACUGGGCAAAGAAACAAAAAUAUGUAUUUAACACUGACGAUAGAGGUUGUAGAAUUGUGCAAAUAGAUGCGGAAACAACGCACGAGAAGCUAGUGAAAUUGGUUCUUGAUGACUACGGACUGCAUCAACUCAGCCACAAGGUGACGAUGAGCUACAUGCUCUCGUACAAACAUAUGAAACAUAUGUCGCAUGAUACUCCCCCAUUGAAGGACAGAUCGAAUUCAAGGACGAAACGGCCAAGCAGUUCGGCUUCAGAAGUAGAAUAUACAUAUGAAGACGCAAGAGGAUUUGAUGGUUUCUGUUAUGAUUAUAGUGAAAACGUAGACGAUGAAGCCAACGAAGAUGAAGCAGAGUACGAAUCAGACGAUGAAGAAGAAGAUGACGAGUUUUCACCCGAUUUGACAGGUCAUUACUUUGGCAAAGUAGGAUCGAUUGGGAACUCGGAGUCUUUAACGGUGGAGAUGGCUAAGCUAAACCUCGUCGUAGGACAACGAUACGCGAACAAAGACGAGUUGGAGAAACGAGUGAAACUUCUUGCAGUGAGAGAUGGAUUUGAUUUUUCAGUACCAAAAUCAAAUACGACUAUAGUGAAUAUUAAGUGCUGGGUUGAAGGAUGUCUUUGGAGAGUUCGUGCAUCUCAAGAAGGAGAUCAGCCUGGUUUUGUUGUACGUAUAUACGAUUCGGUACACUCAUGUUCUGUGAUGGAGAGAUCUAAUCGAUCCAAACAAGCUACACCUGAUGUUUUGGGACCUCUUUACAGGGACUUUCUUAGUGACAUUGGUCCGUUAGUUAAACCUAAAAGUGUUGGAAUAAUCAUCAGUAAGCAUUUUGGCAUAAAGAUGGAUUAUUGGAAGUCAUACAAGACGCUAAGGUUUGCAAGACAGAUCGAUAUGGGAACUCCUGAGGGAAGUUUUGGAGAAUUGCCUUCCUACCUAUACACGAUAAGACGGGCAAAUCCGGGUACAAUAACGCGUCUUCAAAUUGACGAGUGUGACAGAUUCAAGUAUGUCUUCAUUGCUUUUGGUGCGAGUGUUGCUGGGUUUGCUUACAUGCGGAAAGUUGUUGUUGUGGAUGGUACGUUUCUCCACGGUAGUUACAAAGGGACGCUUCUAACAGCCCUAGCUCAGGAUGGAAAUUUCCAAAUUUUCCCAAUAGCUUUCGCAGUUGUUGACACUGAAAAUGAUGAUUCUUGGCGUUGGUUUUUUACGCAACUCAAAGUUGCUAUUCCAGACGAGAGGAAUCUUGCGAUCAUCUCGGACAGACAUAAGUCAAUAGGGAAAGCAAUUGGUGAAGUGUAUCCGUUGGCUUCUCGUGGAAUUUGCACUUAUCAUUUGUACAAGAACAUAUUGGUGAAGUUCAAAGGGAAACAUUUGUUCCCACUUGUGAAAAAAGCGGCUAGGUGUUUUCGGAUGGCUGAUUUUACAGAAGCAUUCAAUGCGAUUGAAGCGCUUCAUCCUGAACUACAUGGAUAUCUCGAAAGAGCUGGGGUGCAAAUGUGGGCGCGUGUUCAUUUCCCGGGUGAAAGAUGUACAUGCCGCCGUUUCGAGCACGAGAAAAUACCAUGCGUCCAUGCAAUCGCAGCUGCAGAGCAUAUGGGUGUGUCUCGUAUUUCACUGGCCGAUCCGAACUACCGGAGCAAUUAUUUGGUUAACGCGUACGCUGAUUCAAUCUCACCUCCGGAUACUGCACUCUUGCUUCCUGAAAUUGUAACUAACCAGCCGUGCGUGCCUCCGAUCGUUGCAACCUAG